Molecule: messenger RNA, 2111 nt
Organism: Somion occarium
Lineage: Eukaryota; Fungi; Basidiomycota; Agaricomycetes; Polyporales; Cerrenaceae
Source: the annotation of a GenBank genome assembly
CACAACCUGCCUUGAAACCCAGCAGUUAUUGGACCCCGCAAACGUUCUUAUAUGAUUGGCUACGACUGGUGAACGGCUUAACUACGACACUUACCAUUCUCGUCUCAGGCAUGUCGUAGCCGCCCAUUGCAUGAGUCGGAAAGAGAUCGAAAACAUCCAAAAUUACUGCAUCCUCAGCGCUGCCCCGAUCUCACUUCAGAUUGUUCCAUCUUUAUCGCUUGCUUCGCCAAGUCACAAUCAACACUACUAGAUAGACUCCACGACGGCUACGGAAUAGCCUCGCGCUUGCCCACUAAACUUGUAGGAUCUCUGUUGCACCUGGCCCCGAACUCACCCUACUUUUCUCAAAUUAUCUGGAAUCCUCAUACUGCUAUAAAUGCCUAUGAUUCUCUGCUCAUGACCGACAUUAAUACUGCUUCCCUCUGCGAGAGGAUAAUUCGCACUGAUUUUGGGCCCCUUACAGGCACUGUUGCUUCUGUGCUUCUCACUCGCGGACGACUCCCUCUUUCUCAAAUUAUUCGCUUCUCCAAAUUAAGGCCUCGAAGUGUUCGUGGUGCAAUCAUUGUUCUUGUUCAGCAUAACCUUCUCUGGCAUGCUGAGACAGACAUUGACGGGGAAGUUGUGGAAGUUAAUGUCGAGGAGUGUCUCAUGCGGAUGAGGUAUGGGAAAUACGUCUGGUUUGCUGAGCAGCAUUUUGGGAAGGCGGCUGCAGAAGUUGUUCAACUGAUAUUAGACAAUGGCAAGCUACGACCACCGGAGAUUCUUUCGUAUCUCUCACAGCAUGAUCCUGUCAAAGGUCCUACCCUGUAUUCUCAAGCUCUUCACAAGCUAGUAGAAACGCAUUACCUGAAACCUUCCACCAUUCUCUCCCAUAUAUCCCCUCGGGACAAGCGAAUCAGGUACGAGACUGAAGAAAAGGCGAGGAUAUCCGGAUUCCCCACCGCCAAACAAGUGCGUGAAGCGAAGGAAAUAGCGGAAGUGAGGCUAAAACGGGAAGAGGAAGAGGCGGAGAAAGUGGGCAUGAAACGCAAAGCCAAAGAUCAGCUUGCUGGGAAGUCAUCAAAGCGCAAAGCCUUGGAUGAAGACGUUGUCGACGAUGAUGUUUACUUCCGUGUUAACUGUGAAAAAUUCAAUAUCCUUAUUCGCAACCAGAUCAUCGAGGAAGCUGCAAAAGAACGAUUCAACCACCAAGCGGGUACGGUUAUUCGAGCCAUCCUGAAAGCAACAGAACCCAAACAGCUGCAUUUGGCCGACGUUCGUUCAGAUCCUACAUCUUUAGGAGAUGUGGCAACUCAUCUAUCCGAUGAAGAGGAUUUAGCAGAAGGCUUUGUCCUACCACCUUCGAAGAAACCGUCGGAGAUGACUCUGCUAAAGGACUAUUGUGGUAUCUUAGCUUCAGCAGACAACCCCACACCUGCCGGUCAGGCCGCAUCCUUCAUCUCGCUGAACGGGUCUAAAGUCCAGGUGGAGUUCGACAUUAUCGGUAGAAGGCUGAAGAGACGUGUUUUGGAGGCUGUUGCGCGAGAACGCCACGGCGACGCUGCUGUUCGAAUCAUUAGACUACUACUACAGACAGGAAAAAUGGACGAGAAGCAGAUAUCGAAAAUCGGAAUGAUGUCGCCUAAGGAGUCGCGACCACUUCUUGGCGCUCUAUCGGCUGAGUCCUUGAUCAGCAUCCAAGAGGUCCCCAAGAGUGCAGAUAGGAACCCUGCGCGCACAUUCUAUCUAUGGCAUGUCGACCUGCACAAAACGUACACGGUAUUAGUGGGUACACUCUACAAGACGCUCCACAACAUUGGCUCACGACGACAAGCGGAAGAGGAGGAACCUGUCGUCAAGGCUGUUCUGGAGAAACGCCAGCGAACAGAUGUUAUGCAAGAUGAGGAGAGGCUGCUAACGAGAAACGAACGAGAGGUCCUUGCACAAUGGGAGAAGAAGAGAGAGAAGUUGACCGUUCUUGAGCAGCGGGUAGAGGAAGGUGUAUUUAUUCUGCGAGACUUUGGAUCCCCCGGAAUAAAUGAUGAGUGAUCAUUUCUUACCACUCGAAAGUUGUGAGAAUGCUUAGAGGAUGCUUGGACGAAGCGGAUACAAAAUGAACUAGCUGAGCCGGA